AUGCCUGCAGCUAAUCAUAUCCAGCAUCUGUUAUAUGUAGCGACAUGCAGUGCUUUUGUGUGUUUGGGGGUUUCCGUGGCCUUCCUCGGGCCGAGUUUGCCUGCGCUGCACGAGCUCGUGUCGGAGCGAGGCGGCGUCACGAAAGACGGGUGGUUGUUCUCGCUGGGUGGCAUCGCGUACUUCAUCGGGGCCGGUUUAAACGGCACGCUUGAUCGGAGUUUUGAAGCGAUGCUUCUAGAAAGCUUGCUUUUAACCGUGUCCUUGGUUGUGUCAGGUGUGUCACAAGCGAUGCUUCCGUUCUGUCGAAAGCGCUGGCAGCUUGGGGGUCUGCUCUUCAUCACUCGUCUCGGCGCCGGGUCGCUGGAUGUUAGCGGGAAUAGUAUCAUCGCCGCAUCGGGCAGCGUGGCAACGUCUUGGAUGCAGUGUCUGCACGCGUGCUUCAGCGUGGGUGCUUAUCUCGCACCGCUCAUCUUGGCGUUUUGGCUCCGCACGUCCGCGUAUGGGUUGUACCUCGGCUUUGCUACUUAUGCCGUUUUCGUGGUGUUCUCCUUGGUGCUCUUGUUUAUGUACACUGCGAUGCUGCGUAGAUAUGCAGAGAGAAACAUAUCCAGCUGUCCAACAGGCAACCGGGCUGUCGACGACAAGACCCAACUAGGCCCGGUCGUCGCGAGCGAAGCCAAGGCCGUCAUCAGCACCACCCGUCAACGCCUGGUUCGCAUGGCGCGCAUCACGCUCGUGGUCGUCGUAUUCGCGAGUUACGCUGGCUACGAGGUUUCCCUCGGCGCAUGGCUCGCUGUUUAUGCCCACGAGGCAGACGGUGCAAGCAAGGAGCUCGCUCAGGCGGACAUGGUGUCGGCGCUGUUCUGGGCGGCAAUCAUGUGCAGCCGGCUACUGGCGAUCGUCGUGUCGGUCUGGUUCAGCGCCACGACCAUUCUAACGUGCUGUGUGAUCGAGUCGCUGAUUGCUUGGCUGUGCACGCUGUGGCGGCUUCGCUCGCUUCGUGUCCUAGCUGCAUGUCUUGGACUCGCAAUGGGACCAGCCUAUGCAGCGCAGAUGAGCAUUGCAGUUGAGAUUUUUGGAGACCGCGAACGCUGCGCUUCCGAAGUUGCAACCUGGGGCACAAUUGGAUCGACGCUUGGUGAAGCGCUUCUCCCAUGGAUCGUGGGCAUCUUCAUGAGCCGCUUCGGACUCGUAUGGUUUCACCGUACGAUUAUGUCAUACGCCUUUUUGUGGUCAGCGUUCGCAGUGGCGCUCAUUUGGCGACGGCAACGGCCACAGACGAUGGACCCUAAAUCAGGCGCUUCUGGGUAA
This is a messenger RNA of Cyanidioschyzon merolae strain 10D, 1311 nucleotides long. RefSeq lists its product as hypothetical. The coding region runs from base 1 to 1311 and encodes 436 amino acids. Gene Ontology annotation, biological process: transmembrane transport. The transcript has a single exon. NCBI's taxonomy places the organism in Eukaryota, Rhodophyta, Bangiophyceae, Cyanidiales, Cyanidiaceae. The record is from RefSeq and is a predicted model, not a curated record.